Ilyonectria robusta is the source of this 1859-nucleotide messenger RNA. RefSeq names its product major facilitator superfamily domain-containing protein. Gene Ontology annotation, molecular function: transmembrane transporter activity. The record is from RefSeq and is a predicted model, not a curated record. Lineage: Eukaryota; Fungi; Ascomycota; Sordariomycetes; Hypocreales; Nectriaceae. Gene Ontology annotation, biological process: transmembrane transport. Bases 1 to 1431 code for a protein of 476 amino acids. The transcript has 4 exons.
AUGGCGACCGACCACGCCCCCAUUGACAGUUCUAGCGAUAGAGAUCACGGUAUUAAGCAGGUGUCUCUCGGAGUCGAGCAGAAUAUCACGUCAGAGGAGCACGCGAAACCCCUGUCGCGAUUCACUCGCUGGUAUCGCAGUCCGCUGUUCAACGUCAUCGUGGUCGGAUUAAUCUCCUUCACUCAACCCGGUAUCUGGAAUGCUCUCAACAACACUGGCGCUGGUGGUCAGCAAGAGCCAUACCUCGUCAAUGGAGCCAGCUCUCUCACAUUUGGUAUCAUGGUCUUUGGCUGCUCCCUGUUUGGAAUUCUUGCCAACAAAAUCGGCCUCAAGACUGUUCUCAUUCUCGGCACCCUGGGCUACGCUCCUUACUCAGCGGCUCUUUACACCAACAACCGCUAUGGGGUUGAAUGGUUCGUUCUUUUUGGGGGUGCCACUUGUGGAAUUGCGGCGUCCGCAUUAUGGGCGUCUGAAGGGGCCAUUGCUCUAGGAUACGCUGAUGUCAAAGAUCGUGGAAAGUUCACCGGCAUCUGGCUCGGACUGCGUGAACUCGGUCAACUCAUCGGCUCUUCUAUCCAACUGUCUCUCAACGUCAAGUCAGGACAGCGAGGUCGUGUCGGAUAUAACACCUACCUUGUUCUCAUCGCUCUUCAAUGCCUUGGUCUUCCCCUUGCUCUUCUGAUAUCCCCACCGGAAAAAGUCAUCCGUCCUGAUGGCUCAAAGCUCCCACACACCAAAACGAACAAGAGCAUCAAGGACCAGUUCAAGAAGUGGUUUGUGCUGUUGAAGCGAAAGCAAUUUUACCUUCUCGUUCCCAUUCUUGUCGGCUUCAACUGGAACAGCACGUACCUUGGCCUAUACCUUGUCAACUACUUCUCCGUCCGCUCUCGUGCUCUGGCCUCGUUGACUUCCGGCAUCGCCGCCACCUUUGCCAACAUUUUCUGGGGAUGGUUCUUUGAUCUCAAGACUUUUAGCCGACCACAGCUCGCUAGAAUCACGUGGUGCUUCUUGGGGAUUUUUAUGACCGCAUUGUUCGGUUGGCAGUUUGCCAUGGAGUUGGAGUAUCGCAAGGCUGAUCCUCCUGUCACCUUGGACUGGGAUCUACCCGGAUUUGGUCGUGGCUUUGCUGUUCAGGUUCUUCUUCGCUUCAUGAACGAAUCUCACUACAUGUUUGUAUACUGGCUUCUCGGAACCUUCUUUGACGAUGUCGAGACUCUUACACUUAGCGUUUCUCUCGUUCGAUCAUUCGAAUCUCUUGGAUCAUGCCUAGCUUUCGGUGUUGGUGCCGCCAAGGUUGCUCCUCUUACCAACCUCAUCGUAGCCUUCGCCAUGUUUUGCAUCUCACUUCCGUCGACCUCGUUCGCCGUGUUCCUUGUACCUGAGCGCCCUGGCGAUCAUGUCCUUGGAAAGGAUGACAGUUCCUCAGAGUAAGAGGGUGCAAGGUACGGAGUGGUUUAGGUCGUCAAGCUGGCGUUGAAUAAUGACGGCAUUGCGGAUUGCCGAAAGCAGCAAAUUCUUUUUGCGGUUCGCUCUGUGCUGUCACGAUUGGUUGAUCGAGGCCGGAACAAAUGUCCUUUGCUUCAUGCACAAUCGCACCAUGUUUGAAGAAAGAUGGUCUGUUCGAAACAGAUAGUCUAACUCUGGAUCUCCUGUGUACGACAUCUAUGCAAACUGAAGAUUUCGAUGUUCAUCCGUGGCGGAAUUUGUUUGGUUUAACUGCUAAGUGUUGGCUGUGGUUUGGAGCUGGAGAUAGGAGCUUAUGGCUUGGGCGAGGACCCUCCUGAACAGCAACAUAUCUGUUCUUAGGAGGAGGCCGCUACUGGCCCUGAGACAAAGAAGAUAAUUAUAGACUUUCUGAC